CUGCGUAGUGUGUUUAGUAGAGUGUCACAUGCGUCAGCACAUGGCUGCCUGAUAUCAGGAGCACCUGGUGCUCUCCUGAUUAAUUAAUCCACCAUCUACUUUCCAACGCGACAACGACAUUUUGUAAGUAUUACAAUGUAUCGAGGGGAAAAAGGUAAUGACGCUACGCACUAAAUAUUAUGGACAAUAGAGGAAGACGACAACUCACACACCCAGAGCUAAGGAAGAGACAUGCACCGAACAACAUGGACCAGCUUGCUUUCAAAUGCAUGAUGUGUAAAAUGGAGUCCAGCACUGAUUCUGAAUCCGAGAUCAGUCCAAGAUGGUCAGACACCAGCACUAUGGGAUGUGCAAGCAGUGCACCGGAGAGUCAGGCUUCUCGGAGAACACUGCCAUUAACCCACAAGCCUGCAUUAAAGCAUGGCUGCUAUUCUUUGUUUUUGGAUCCAUACGAUGGGAGCUCUGAAGAUUCUGACGAGUCAAACGCCAAUGGGGGUGUCUCUGGCAGGCGAACAAGACAGCAGGGACGAGGUGGAGGAGGUAGUGGAAGUCGCUUUUUGUGCAGGAGCAAGAGGUUCAUCCUUCACCACCCUGCCUCUUCUGCCCUCAGAGAAGUAGUGAAGACAAGAAUGAGAAAUCCUCUGACCGAGCCGCAACAUCUUUUGGAUGUCCCGAUGAAAUGUGGGAGUGACUCAGAGCUGUGGUUUUGUGAGCUUGACAUAGAUGGGGAUGAAUGCAGAGAUCUCAAAGAUCCACUAUCCAGUGAUUCAUUAAUGCACAACCAAGCUAUGGAUAUAGGGCUUUGUUGUCAAUUGUAUGAUUCAAGUUUACACACUACAAGACCCUGCACGCCUCAAACACUUGGACCUGUAACACCAGUGGGCAUGAUUUCAUCCCAUAUCCCUGAGAGCUCCUCAGAAAGAUCUCCAAGCCCCUGCAACCUCCAAUCAUUGAACAAGAGAAAGCUGGGAUUCCCUGGAGGUGAGGUGGUGGAGCUGGGGCAAAGAAAGAAGCAAUGCGUUUACAACAUGGAGGACUCUGCAUCUGAACCAUGUUAGAACCAAAUAACCAAUAACACUCUGAGAUACUUUACUACUUUAAGCAAUAAUGCCUUUAUAUCAAUGUAGAAUUUAAUUCUACAGUUACUUAAAAUGCACCUUUUCAAAUGUUUGGAGAAACUAAUGAAGCAACCUGGGUCUAACAGCCAAAGAAAAACCUACUGUUUGCCCAUUUUCCUGUUUACAAAUAUAAUAAAAAAAUCUUUAUUGAAGAAAAUUAA
Notolabrus celidotus (New Zealand spotty) is the source of this 1279-nucleotide messenger RNA. RefSeq lists its product as uncharacterized. The transcript is spliced from 5 exons. Lineage: Eukaryota; Metazoa; Chordata; Actinopteri; Labriformes; Labridae. The coding region runs from base 180 to 1058 and encodes 292 amino acids. The record is from RefSeq and is a predicted model, not a curated record.